AUGUCUUCCUCUGGAGUUACUACAGCUAUCAGAGGAGCAAUUUUGUUGCUGGCCCUUUUGGUUUUUCUUGGAAAUAUUAUGAUGUGGAUCAUUAUGCCGACCGAUACUUAUUACAACGACUGGUUGCCUCAUAUUCUUGCCGAUACGAAUUCAACCUUCUUUGGCAUACAAGGUCCAAUAAUGUUGGAUUUCACAUUUCCCAUAUUGUUCAUCGCCGUGCUUGGCUGCUUGUAUUUGCAUCUGGGAAACAAAACAAAGAUUGUCACCACUAAAAGUAAAUGUGACGACAAGUUGAGGUUCAUGAGGCGGCCGAUGAUCGUUAAGGGGCUUGGGAUAGUUACCGUAACAGAGUUAGCCUUGUUCACCCUGUUCGUAGCUCUCUGUGUUUGGUAUCACGCGGAUUAUGUACGCCAUUGGUUCAAGCAAGUUGUACCGCGCUCCAUAAUGAAACACGAAAAAGUAUGGCAAACCAAAUUGGACAGAGUGGGUAUUGUGACAGGGGUGACAGGGAAUUUGUGCCUCACAUUUUUGUUCUAUCCUGUUACAAGAGGUUCUUCUAUUUUGCCUAUGUUGGGACUAACAUCUGAGGCCAGCAUAAAGUACCACAUUUGGCUUGGAAACAUGGCCAUGGCACUUUUCACAGCUCAUGGCUUCCUCUACAUUGUUUACUGGAUCGUCACCGAUAGAUUAUCAGAGAUGUUACAAUGGGGAGACCACUAUGUAUCAAACAUAGCAGGAGAAAUCUCCUUACUGUGUGGACUGACCUUGUGGAUCACAACUUACCCUACCAUUCGAAGGAACCACUUUGAACUCUUCUACUACACACACCAACUCUAUGCCCUCUUCAUCAUCUUCUUCAUACUACACAUCGGCAUCGGCUUCGCUUGCAUCAUGCUCCCGGGCUUCUACCUAUUCCUCAUUGACCGAUACCUAAGGUUUUUGCAAUCAACCCAAAAUGUCAAUUUGGUCUCCGCCCGUGUCCUCCCGUGCGACACGCUCGAGCUCAACUUCUCCAAGAGCCGGAACCUGAAGUACAACCCAACAAGUAGCAUCUUCGUAAAUGUGCCCUCCAUUUCUAAGCUUCAAUGGCAUCCUUUUACAAUCACAUCAAACAGUAAUUUGGAGUCAGAGAGGUUAAGCGUCGUGAUCAAGUGUGAGGGCCAGUGGACACGAAAGCUUUACGACCUUGUCUCGUCUCCUUCAACCAUCAAUCAUCGUCUCCAAGUAUCGAUCGAAGGGCCAUACGGGCCGGCUUCAACUAAUUUUCUCAGGCAUGACAUGCUGGUGAUGAUCAGUGGAGGCAGUGGCAUAACACCCUUCAUCUCCAUAAUUAAAGAGCUUAUCUACAUCAAUACAACCCUCAAAUGCCAAACACCCAAAAUUCUACUCAUCAGUGUCUUCAAGAACUCCUCAAACCUCUCCACGCUCGACCUCAUCCUCCCGAUUUCCAACUAUACGAACCCUUUUGACUUGAACCUCAAAAUCGAGGCCUACGUCACGAGAGAAAAAGGGCACCCGAAGGACGACGAGUCUCCCACCUCACAAAUCGUGUUAUUCAAAUCGGACCCUUCAGAUAGGCCCGUGUCUCCUGUUCUUGGCCCGAACGGAUGGCUCUGGUUGGCUGCCAUAAUCUCGUCAUCCUUCGUCAUUUUCUUGGUUAUGUUGGGGAUAUUUACGCAAUACGUGGUGUACCCGAUCGACCACAAUACCAACAUGCUCUACUCGUACACCAAGAAAGGGUCGACAAACAUGCUACUCGUAUGCUUCUCGAUUAUGAUGGCGACGAGCGGCGCUUUCUUGUGGAACAAGAAACAGAAUUCAAAAGAGGUCAAAAACAUUCAAGACUUGGAGGAAUCGUUGACCAACCGAUCAACCAAUUCUUCGUUCGAACGUGAGGAGGAUAUCGAGAUGGAGAGCCUUCCUCUACAAUCGGCCUUGGAAUCGUCGGUCAACGUGCAUUAUGGACAGAGGCCCGAUCUCAAGAGGAUUUUGUUAGGGAUUAAGGAGUCAAGUGUUGGGGUACUUGUUAGUGGGCCAAAGCAAAUGAGAGAGGAUGUUGCAGCCAUAUGCUCAUAUGGGCUGCAGGCUGGAAAUCUUCAUUUUGAGUCCAUCAGUUUCACUUGGUGA
Molecule: messenger RNA, 2127 nt
Organism: Striga hermonthica
Lineage: Eukaryota; Viridiplantae; Streptophyta; Magnoliopsida; Lamiales; Orobanchaceae
Source: the annotation of a GenBank genome assembly